Molecule: messenger RNA, 2859 nt
Organism: Chroicocephalus ridibundus (black-headed gull)
Lineage: Eukaryota; Metazoa; Chordata; Aves; Charadriiformes; Laridae
Gene: KCTD21
Product: potassium channel tetramerization domain containing 21
Exons: 3
Coding region: 408-1190 (260 amino acids)
Biological process (GO): protein homooligomerization; ubiquitin-dependent protein catabolic process
Molecular function (GO): histone deacetylase binding; cullin family protein binding
Source: RefSeq, a predicted model, not a curated record
GGGCCGAGCCACGCCGCGCCCCCCGUUUCCUCCUCCCGCCGCCGCCGCCGCCGCCUCCGCCUCCCGCGGCGCCCGGCGAGCGACGGGGCUCGGCGGCUGGAGGGGGCGCAGGACUCGGAUGUUUUGUGGAAACUGGAAUUUUUACCUCGAACCGAAACGGGGGUUUUAGUAAGAGGCGAUGGAGCAAAGCGAUACGUGCCGAGUGUGAGGAACCUGGGGCAAAACCCCAAAGCGGAAUGAGCAUUACGCAGAAAGAAGUGGUUUUGGCUGAUUAUGUUUGCCGUUAACGCUCUCUAAUGAAGCAGACCGGAGCCCCAUCCUGCGAACAGCCAUCUUCUCCUGCCGAACCGCAUUUACAGUCGCCGGCUGCCAUACAGAAUUAGUUCCAGCAUCGUGACUUUUCCAUCAUGUCAGAACCCAUCACGCUCAAUGUUGGAGGAAAACUCUAUACCACCUCUCUGUCCACCCUGACUAGCUUUCCAGACUCCAUGCUGGGGGCCAUGUUUAGUGGGAAGAUCCCAACCAAGAAGGACAGCCAAGGCAACUGCUUUAUCGACAGAGAUGGCAAAAUCUUCCGUUAUAUCCUGAACUUCUUACGAACUUCUCACUUGGACCUCCCUGAAGACUUUCAGGAAAUGGGCUUACUUCGACGGGAGGUAGAUUUUUAUCAAAUUCAGCCACUGAUUGAGGCCUUGCAGGAGAAGGAGGUGGAGCUUUCUAAAGCGGAGAAGAAUGCCAUGCUCAACAUCACCCUCGAUCAGAAGACCCAGACUGUUCACUUCACUGUCCGAGAAGCACCCCAGAUCUACAGCCUGUCUUCCUCCAACAUGGAAGUGUUCAGUGCUCAUAUCUUCUCCACGUCAUGUCUGUUCCUGAAGCUUCUUGGUUCCAAACUUUACUAUUGCUUCAACGGAAACCUCUCUUCAAUAUCCAGCUACCUGCAGGACCCCAACCAUUUGACCUUGGAUUGGGUUGCAAGUGUGGAAGGCCUUCCAGAAGAGGAGUACACCAGGCAGAACUUAAAGAGACUCUGGGUGGUGCCAGAUAAUAAGCAAAUCAAUAGUUUCCAGGUGUUUGUGGAAGAAGUGCUAAAAAUAGCCAUGAGUGAUGGUUUCUGCAUAGAUUCUUCUCAUCCACAUACUUCAGAUUUCAUGAAUAAUAAGAUUAUUCGCCUAAUUCGGUACAAGUAGGAAUGGCUGUUUAUUAUGGUGCCAGCAUGAAGAUAACACAGGUUAAGUGUUUCCCUUUAAAACACACUUACAGCCUAAUUCAGAAUCAUGCUUAUCUGGAUUAAGAGUCACUAACAGGGAGAUGAUUUUCCUUUAAUGUAUUUACCAAUAUGACCUUUCAGAAUAUGUCCAUAUUCUAGACGGAAGGAAUAUUGUCCAGCGCCUGAAUUAAGGAUUGGUUCUGUCUCUGCCUCCACCUCUGACCUGCUGUACAAUUGUGGGGAAAAUCACUUAACUUCUGUCCUUCUUACAUUUUCCAGUUGGAAAAUGGGCGUGAUCCUUAACCUAUAUUGCAAGGGUGAUGUGAGGGUUCAGUAAUCAAGGUUUGGAAGGCUUUCUGGAGAUCAGAUGCGGUGAAAGAUGCCAUGGAGCUCCAGCACAGAGGACAGCCCAGGGGGCACAUUUUUCAAUGUCUUGCCAUAUCACUUGUGCAGAGCAUCAAGAAGCUUGGUUGGAUCCACAGAGAAGAAGCCUCCCCACAUGCACGCGCUCAAAAUAACUGUAAAGGAUGGUGCAAACCACAAAUGAGUAAGGGAUCCUGUCUGUUUCAGUUCAACAAAGGAUUUCUGUCACCAUCUGAAGCUGACUCUUUAUUUUCUGAACCCUGUGAGGAAGACCUUGCUCUGUUCUGCUGUCAGGAAAGCCAUGUUUGAAUGAUGUGACUGGCACGGGGAACGACCAAGGAACCCAUAGCAGAUAGAAUGGUGUUCGUAAAAACCGAGGAGAUUGUGACUGGUGCGGAACUUUGCUUUGAAUGCUCUGAAACAUUUACAUUCCAAAGGCAGCCAAGACAACUUGUCCUUUUCUUUCUCUUACAAUGUUGUAUUUGUCUGGAGGAUGCUGCUGAAAACACUUUCUUAGCUGGAGACAUUAGGAGGGCAGAGGUCCCCAAAUACCUUCUGAAUGUUUGAGUCUCUUCUCCCUGGGUAUGGCCUUCUUUUGGGCACGUCUCUCUUCAGCAGUGCCUGGAGUGCAUGGGAUGCUCUCUGGGUAGGACAGAUUCCAUCUGAAAAGACAAAUUUUCCCAUCAGGUUACACCUAGUAUUUUUCAUUACAGAACCAGAGGCUUGCCUUUCCUAUCCCAGUGCAUUGAGCCAUUUUUUUUACGUCAUCGUGAAGUGGUCAGGUCACUAAGGUAGCAUUUUAUCCGCUUGCUUGGCUUCAGUGUCAGAUUGUCGGAGGUAAGGCAGUGGGAAACCAGAGGUGAUGACAAUGGUCAAGCGCUUUCUUACACACACAGUCUGUGCUACAAUGAAGAGCAUAAUCCACUAGCUGUGUAUUAGCUCUAAACACCAUUUGUGCCACAUUGAAGGUGGUUCAUCCUCAGCUAAUUAUGUUUAAAAGUAUCUUAGCUGUCUUUCCCUAACCAGAUUGCUACGUGUGCAUGAGAGACCCUCUGGAACGUUUCCCACUGUCACUAGUGAGAUAGAAGGGAAAAUGCAAUAACCAAGUUUUGUGUUUAGAAUUCUAGUGCUUCCAAAAGUUCUUAGCACUUGGCUGCAAAGCUCAGUAUUGCUCACGUUGUAACGAGUUUCCCAAAGUAACUAGUCUGUCAUUACAUUAAGCUGACCUGUGAACAAGCAGAAAGAAGCGUUUUGUUACUGUUGUAAAAUACAGCGAGAUAAAUAUA